Molecule: messenger RNA, 4141 nt
Organism: Biomphalaria glabrata
Lineage: Eukaryota; Metazoa; Mollusca; Gastropoda; Planorbidae
Product: YLP motif-containing protein 1-like
Exons: 9
Coding region: 192-3257 (1021 amino acids)
Source: RefSeq, a predicted model, not a curated record
UGGACAGCCUCGCUUUCGUUUGUUUAUUACUAGAGCUCUCCACGGCGUGGUUACCAGACAGAGCUAGGUCCUGUCAAUGAAAAUUGUAUAGUUUCAGUUUUAGGUGGGUUUCUCCUUGUAGGGACUUGUGUAUUUUUUGUUUACAUUUAGUGUUCGCUAGAAGGAUUAUACAAGUCGAAGACACUACUGACAUGAAAAAAAGCAGAAUGCCAAGGACUGAGGUAAUUAUGUAUAAAGAUAAAAUGGAUACCCUAUCCUCUUUGCUGGAGGACGUAGUCAACCCAAAUGAAUUCUUGGCUCAGUCUCUACGUCUGAAUGAGACAUCAUUAGAGGCUGUUGUCAAGUUCUUAUCAGAAAUGCUCAGCAAUGCAGAUCUUUCAAUAUGGCCUAACAAAAUAGAUAUAGAUGCUACUAUCACAGACAACUGUUUAGACAGGCAUUCUUGUGAGUCAGACUACAUGACAAUGACAGCUCUUCAACUAUCAUCAGUACCUAAACAUCCUUAUGAUAAUUUUUUACCAAAGCCAGCUACAUCCCCCACCAUUGUCGGGUCAGUUAAACAUGGCAGAUAUCACAAUUUAGACUGUGAUAAGCAGAGUGAAGAAGUAGAUCAACAAAUACAACCUGGCACAUAUAAGAAUGGGAAAUCAGUUCAGAAAGGAAACAAACCGAUGCCCAGCAGAUGUCGCAGGUCAAGUGAAUCCACGGCUCAGUUUUACUCCCCAAGAUCCAUCCCUCUCAAAGCAAGCCAGUCUUUGCAAGCUCUAAAUGAAAUAUCAUUGACAGAAGAAGUUGUUCCUCCUCUACCAAGAAGAUCUAAAAAUGUUUCAUUGUCUAGCAAAAGUCCUAGUCAUGUAGCUCCUCCAAAACCUGUGUCUCCUGUUCAACCACCACCACUACCCCUCACAUUACCCCCACCUUUGCCCUCCACACUGCCCCCACCUUGCCCAUCUAUAACUCCACCACAAGCCAGAUUCCCCAUAACUUGUCAUUCCCCACCACCACCCUUGCCAGCUAAAUUUCUACUUCCACCAACACAGUCUCAGCCAAUGAAUUUGUUCUUUGAUGCAAAUAAAGACAAUGGAGACAAUAUUUAUGAAAGUGUUGAAUUAGAGCCUGUAAAGAAAGGAACCGAGGAAGAUCAAGGAUGUGCACAAGGUUCUACAGAGUCAGACUAUACGACAAUGACAGCUCUUCAACUAUCAUCAGUACCUAAACAUCCUUAUGAUAAUUUUUUACCAAAGCCAGCUACAUCCCCCACCAUUGUCGGGUCCGUUAAACAUGGCAGAUAUCACAGUUUAGACUGUGAUCAGCAGAGUGAAGAUGUAGAUCAACAAAUACAACCUGGCACACAUAUGAAUGGGAAAUCAGUUCAGAAAGGAAACAAACCGAUACCCAGCAGAUGUCGCAGGUCAAGUGAAUCCACGGCUCAGUUUUACUCCCCAAGAUCCAUCCCUCUCAAAGCAAGCCAGUCUUUGCAAGCUCUAAAUGAAAUAUCAUUGACAGAAGAAGUUGUUCCUCCUCUACCAAGAAGAUCUAAAAAUGUUUCAUUGUCUAGCAAAAGUCCUGUAGCUCCUCCAAAACCUGAGUCUCCUGUUCAACCACCACCACUACCCCUCACAUUACCUCCACCUUUGCCCUCCACACUGCCCCCACCUUUGCCAUCUAUAACUCCACCACAAGCCAGAUUCCCCAUAACUUGUCAUUCCCCAGCACCACCCUUGCCAGCUAAAUUUCUACUUCCACCAACACAGUCUCAGCCAAUUAAUUUGUUCUUUGAUGCAAAUAAAGACAAUGGAGACCAUAUUUAUGAAAGUGUUGAAUUGGAGCCUGUAAAGAAAGGAACCGAGGAAGAUCAAGGAUGUGCACAAGGUUCUACAGAGUCAGACUACAUGACAAUGACAGCUCUUCAACUAUCAUCAGUACCUAAACAUUCUUAUGAUAAAUUUUUGUCAAAGCCAUCUAAAUCCCUCAACAUUGUCGGGUCCGUUAAACAUGGCAGAUAUCACAGUUUAGACUGUGAUCAGCAGAGGGAAGAAGUAGAUCAACACAUACAACCUGGCACACAUAUGAAUGGGAAAUCAGUUCAGAAAGGAAACAAACCGAUGCCCAGCAGAUGUCGCAGGUCAAGUGAAUCCACGGCUCAGUUUUACUCCCCAAGAUCCAUCCCUCUCAAAGCAAGCCAGUCUUUGCAAGCUCUAAAUGAAAUAUCAUUGACAGAAGUUGUUCCUCCUCUACCAAGAAGAUCUAAAAAUGUUUCAUUGUCUAGCAAAAGUCCUGUAGCUCCUCCAAAACCCGUGUCUCCUGUUCAACCACCACCACUACCCCUCACAUUACCCCCACCUUUGCCCUCCACACUGCCCCCACCUUUCCCAUCUAUAACUCCACCACAAGCCAGAUUCCCCAUAACUUGUCAUUCCCCAGCACCACCCUUGCCAGCUAAAUUUUUGCCACCAACACAGUCUCAGCCAAUUAAUUUGUUCUUUGAUGCAAAUAAAGACAAUGGAGACCAUAUUUAUGAAAGUGUUGAAUUGGAGCCUGUAAAGAAAGGAACUGAGGAAGAUCAAGGAUGUGCACAAGGUUCUACAGAGUCAGACUACAUGACAAUGACAGCUCUUCAACUAUCAUCAGUACCUAAACAUUCUUAUGAUAAAUUUUUGUCAAAGCCAGCCAAAUCCCUCACCAUUGUCGGGUCCAUUAGACAUGGCAGAUAUCACAGUUUAGACUGUGAUCAGCAUAGGGAAGAAGUAGAUCAACAAAUACAACCUGGCACACAUAUGAAUGGGAAAUCAGUUCAGAAAGGAAACAAGCCGAUGCCCAGCAGAUGUCGCAGGUCAAGUGAAUCCACGGCUCAGUUUUACUCCCCAAGAUCCAUCCCUCUCAAAGCAAGCCAGUCUUUGCAAGCUCUAAAUGAAAUAUCAUUGACAGAAGUUGUUCCUCCUCUACCAAGAAGAUCUAAAAAUGUUUCAUUGUCUAGCAAAAGUCCUGGUCCUGUAGCUCCUCCAAAACCUGUGUCUCCUGUUCAACCACCACCACUUCCCCUUACAUUACCUCCACCUUUGCCCUCCACACUGCCCCCACCUUGCCCAUCUAUAACUCCACCACAAGCCAGAUUCCCCAUAACUUGUUGUUCCCAAUCACCACCCUUGCCACCAACACAGUCUCAGCCAUACUUUGAUGCAAAUAAAGUAAAUUUUCACAGAACAUUUUCAAAAAUUGUUAACUUAGUUUCUAGCUUGCUAAAGAAACAUGAUUGAUCAGAAAACACCAUACAACACAGCCAUAUUGAUAAGAAAAUCUUUGUGAAGAAUUUUUAUCUAUUUUUUGUUCAAAAAUACUUGACUGCUAUGAACAAAUGUAAUUUAAAAUUUAUUUCUUCCAUUCUUUGUUUAUGUGAACCUAUUUAUACAUUUUCUAAAUUAGUUGUGGGAACCAUCAAAUAUAAAGAUAUUUAUAAAGAUAACUUAAUGACAGUGAUAUGACAAUACAGUCAUUGUAAUCUUUAAUAAAGAAUAGUUUAUUAACUUACCUAUAUAUAAAUAAAAGUUUGAAAAAAACAUAAACAGUUAUUGAUAAAUGCUAAUAAGGAAUGUACACCGUCUAUUACAUAAAUACAAAAACAACAUCUGAAGGAAAACUUUUGGCAAUGCUUAUGUAAAGUGUAAAAACCAACAUUUAAUGCUACAUUCUAUUUUUAUCUUGGCAACUUAUUUUAUAAUUUUUAGUACGCUGUAAAUGUACAAUUAUAUAUUUUGUUUUGACAAUGUGAAACUGUCAUUAAUAUUUUUGGUUUUGGGUUCUGUAAAUAUGUAUGUAUGUAAAUUUAAUGCAUUUUUUUAAUGGACCAUUUUGAUAAUGUAUUUUAACCAUUACUUUUUUUUAAGUGUGCAAAAUAAAAAAGAUUGCAGAUAUGAAAAUGCCUGCCUUGUGUGAGAACCUCAAGAGGAUUUCCCUAAUCCUACUUUUAUUCAUAUUUUGUAUGUAACAAAUGGAGUGAGUAACUAUGAGCAACUUAUCCAGUAUUAUUUCAUUUGACAUGUACAGUCAAAAACAUUGAUGAUGAGAUUGUUCAUUCUGUAAUUUAUUAUUUAUUACUCAGUUCAACCACCAGAUACUUUCAUGUGGCAAUUCGCAGUCGAAA